AGGGUCUCAGUCUGUCACUCAAGCUAGAGUGCAGUGGCACGAUCAUGGCUACUGCAGCUGCUGAUUCUCCCUGCUCAGCCUCCCCAGUAGCUGAGACUAAUAGCAUGAGUCACUGUGCCUGGAUAAUAUUUUUUAUUUUUUGCAGAGACAGAGUCUCACUAUGUCACCCAGGCUUGUCUUGAACUCCUGGACUCAAGAGAUCCUCCCAUCUUGGCCUCUCAAAGUGUUGGGAUUACAGGCGUGAGCUAUUACACCUGACUUGAGUCUCCAUUUUCAUACCUAUGUUUGUACUUGUAAUUUUGAAUUCCUUUUCUCAAAUAGGGUCUCUUGAAUUGUAUAAGCUGGAUCUCUCUCUGUCCGUAUUCCUUGUUACAUUAUAAACCCCAUAAGGAUGAGGACCUUGUGUCCUUCAUUAUUAUUAUAUCCAGCAAGCCCUUGGCACAAAGAUUGCAUUCAAUGGGAAUCUAUAUAAUGACUGAAUGAGUUGUAAAAAAUCAAUUCAACCUCUUAACAUGUAUUAUCUGUCUUCUCUAUUUCUAUUGCUACUGCCUUGAUUCAGGCCCUCACUCUCUCUACCCUGGAUUCUUGUAGUAGUCUCCUAGCUGGUCUCCCUGCCUGUAGUUUCAUUUCCUUACAGUCCAUCCCCACGUGGCUGCCAAGAUAACAUUUCUAGAUGUAAAUUUGAUCAGAUUGCUCAAAUUCCUUGGUUAGGGAUCUGAAAAAAAGUAAGAGCUGGUGCCCCUGCCACAUAUACCACUCUCCAGUCAUGCUGAUCAGCUCAGUUCUUUGGAUGUACCAAAGGAUCUCAUCCCAGUUCUGCUUUUGUACAUUUGAUUCCCUCUCCCAGAAAUUUAUUUCCUUUGCUCCUUUUCCAGUGUACGCUGGCAGAUUCCCGCUGCUUCUUGUUUUGCCCCAUACACAAACUAAUACAUACAUUUAUUUCCUACAUACGUACUUAGCAUGUUCCAGAGGCUAUUCUCAUCGAUUUACAAGCACUUAUUUUAUUUUACUUCAUUUCACAUGCACGUCUGUUUUACGUAGUUACUUGUUUACACGCUCUUCUUCUAGACUUUGGGAUUCCAAAGACAGAGGUUUGAGUGUAAAACACAAAAUAACAAAACCACAACAAAAACAACUCUGUAUUCUCGGUCCCACCAUUACCAUCUCUCCUUUGUGAUGUCAAAGAGACCAGAGGAAGUGGACAGACUCGGGGAAGAAUAGAUAAGUAUUACAGACAGAAAAAGUAGGAAGUCCCUUCUGUGAGGACUAACAAUAAUGAUGUCAUUUUACAACCUUGAUGACUGUGUUCUCAAGAAACAAAGCAAAUAUCAACCGCGUCCAUAGCUUCAACAGAGCAUAACAGCUCUAACCUCAACAGAGCCUAACGGCCCUAACCACAUCUUUCCCCAGUUGGAAAGUCUCCAAACAGUUCCAACUAGCCAGCACUUCCCCAACCCCUCCCCAGUAGAAACUUUAUUAUAAAAGCCUCAGCUUGUAAGCGAUCAGGAUCUCAGCCAGAUUCCUAACUGGAACUCUUCGCAGGCUUUUCCUGUAAAUAAACCUGUUUGGCCGUGGAAUUGCCUCCUGUUACUCGCUCUCUACGUUUGUGUCUUCCUAACACCUUCCGGCUCUAAUGUUUUGCGUCUCGAUGACCAUCUAACUGCUAAAUGCUGGGGACCGCUCCCCAUAGAAAUCCCUCGCCGGAUUUCUCCGCCUCGCACCCAGUGCGACUGGGAUUUUUGGCCCCGGGGUUUGCAAUAAGGGAGUCACCAAGAUGCAGCCACCUCUGGAAUUCCUAGAAAGGAAAGAGUUGCCUGGCUUCAGCCAGUGGGCUCAGAACGGCUGACGCAUUUCCGGCCUUUGCGGUUGAUCGGUCAUUGGGGUGCUGCAGCCCCGCCACCUGUUCCGUAGCUUCCCGGUGCCCCGAAGGUGAGUCUUGGCCCCUGGUCGCGACCCGCCAGGUUCCCAGAAGAUUUCAGGUCUGUGCCUUGGAGUAGGCGGGGAGGGAACGUCUGCGCAGGCGUGACCCCCGCCCCUACACAUUCUCUGGCCUGAAGCCCCCGUGGAGUAGGGUGGAGGUCUUGCCCCUUAUCCUGACGAUUAAACAGUCUUUCUUUGUCUGAGAUAACGCCGGGAGUUCUUUGUCCUGCCUCCAAGACGAUUAAGGAAAGCAUACAGAAAGGUGAGGUUAGAGCGAAAGUUUAAUAAGCGAAAGGAAAAAGCUCUCAGCCAGCAGAGAGGGGGUCCCGACCGGGAGUACCUACUAUGGGGCCCGUUCUGGGGUUUUUAUGGACUGGAAAGGAGAGGGAAUGCGCUUAGUCUGCGGGCUGUCCUGGCUAACGCUUGACUCAGUUUGGUCCGGGACCAAUCAGGAGCUGAAAUGAUGAUUCAUAGCUGCUGCUUAGCUUGGCCCAGGACCUAUCAGAAGCUGAAGUGAAAGUUUGGCCCCGGACCAAUCAGGGGCUGAGGUGAUGAUUCACAGAAGCUGGGCUUAUAGUCCUAAUAAAGGACAGUAGAGCGCCUGCCGGAACCUACCAGAGCCCACCGUGCCCAUACCCACAAAAGGAGAAGAAACUUUUCCUGGGAACCUGCUGACUAUACAAAGGACAAAGGCAUUAUGUGCCAAGCCUUGUUCCCUUAUCUGAGUGAGCUGGAGCCAGAGUAAGCCUUCUAAAUUAACCCCAGGAAUGGCUUCAACAGAGGAACAGUAUGAUCUUAAGAUUGUGAAAGUGGAGGAAGACCUUAUCUGGGACCAAGAAACCCACCUUCGAGGGAACAACUUUUCUGGCCAAGAAGCCUCCCGACAACUUUUUAGGCAGUUUUGUUACCAAGAGACUCCUGGUCCCCGAGAAGCUCUGAGCCGGCUCCGAGAACUCUGUCGUCAGUGGCUAAGGCCAGAAAUCCAUACCAAAGAGCAAAUCUUGGAGCUGCUGGUGCUGGAGCAGUUCCUGACUAUCCUGCCUGAGGAGCUCCAGGCCUGGGUGCGGGAGCACCAUCCGGAGAGUGGGGAGGAGGCUGUGGCUGUAGUUGAAGAUCUGGAACAAGAGCUUAGUGAGCCAGGGAACCAGGCUCCAGACCAUGAACAUGGACAUUCUGAAGUGCUCUUGGAGGAUGCGGAACAUCUGAAGGUCAAGCAGGAACCAACAGACAUCCAGCUUCAGCCUAUGGUGACACAGCUCAAAUAUGAAUCUUUUCACCUCCACCAAUUUCAAGAACAAGAUGGUGAAAGUAUACCUGAGAACCAGGAGUUGGCAUCAAAGCAAGAAAUGUUAAAAGAAAUGGAACAUUUGGGGGAUAGCAGACUCCAAAGAGAUGUAUCUUUGGAUUCUAAGUACAGAGAAACUUGUAAACAAGACAGCAAGGCAGAAAAGCAGCAGGCACAUUCCACUGGAGAGAGACGCCACAGGUGCAAUGAAUGUGGGAAAAGCUUCACUAAGAGUUCAGUACUCAUUGAGCACCAGAGAAUCCACACUGGGGAGAAGCCAUAUGAAUGUGAAGAAUGUGGGAAGGCCUUCAGCCGAAGGUCAAGCCUGAAUGAACAUCGGCGGAGCCACACUGGAGAGAAACCCUAUCAAUGUAAGGAGUGUGGGAAAGCCUUCAGUGCCAGCAAUGGCCUCACUCGACACAGAAGAAUCCACACAGGGGAAAAACCAUAUGAAUGCAAAGUGUGUGGGAAGGCUUUCCUCCUCAGUUCAUGCCUUGUUCAGCAUCAGAGGAUACACACUGGAGAGAAGCGCUAUCAGUGUCGUGAGUGUGGCAAAGCCUUCAUUCAGAAUGCAGGGCUUUUCCAGCAUCUCCGAGUCCACACUGGUGAGAAACCCUAUCAGUGCAGUCAGUGCAGUAAACUCUUUAGUAAGCGGACGCUUCUUAAGAAACAUCAGAAAAUCCACACUGGAGAGAGACCAUGAGUGUGAUGAGUUUGGGAAAGCCUUCAGUCAUCAUUGCAACCUUAUUAGGCAUUUUAGAAUCUAUACUGUUCCAGCAGAACUGGACUAAUUCUAUGGACCCUCAGACUCCUAAAUGGGGCCAUCUUGGAAAGUAAGAUUUUCAAGUGGCUUAUUCUGUUCUUAUAAAAUUUAUUUUGUAUUGCAUUGAACCAGUUGUCUACAAACCACGUGUUGGUGUCUCCUGUGUGGAUGACUGUGAUUGUAGGGGGUUGCUGGGUGGCCUUCUUAUUCCCUAUCCUUUGGUCCAUUUCUUAUGAUUUCCUUUAAAGGGACCAAAUCUUAUCUGGAAAUAAAUUGUUAUGGAGAGGCUGUUUUUGAGCAAUACUGCAUAUUGAACAAUUCUAAAAGACCAGUAUCUAUGUAUACUUUUUAAAAAAAGAUUGGCUAAGAUCAAAGGAUAUUCAGAGGUGCAUCUUUUUCUGUAAGAGUGAUGUUUUAAACAAACGUAAGGUUUUGGGGAAUAAGAAUCGUCCACAUUCCCACAGGAAAUCAUUGCUAUGGUCUCCCCUAGGAAUGUGAUAGAUAGCUUCUAUAAUUAUGCAGCAUUAUCCGUGGUAUGAAACCUCUAGUUUUAAUGGUUUAGAAAUCUGUGUCUCAUUUCAUAUCUAACUGAUGUUUUUGAUAUGAAUCAUCAAUAUAUAUGUUGAUAUCAUAUGAGUUCAUAUAAGUUUGAUAUGAAUCAUCAACAUAGUAUAUACAUAUCAACAUAACUAUGUUGAUGAUUCAUAUCAAAUUCUCAAUGCAGGUCAUUACUGUAUUUAAGUUUUCCAUUUUUGUUACAAAUAAUAAGUAAGAUGAUACUUUAAAAUCUCUAUUCUUCACAAGGUACCUCUUUAAUUCAUAGCCUUUUAUGUCAGCAUUAUUCUUCUUUUGGGGGUUGGUCAGCAACUUUGAGUGCCAUUGCAAGCAGCAUCAUUUAAGUAGUUUUAUAAAGAAAAGAAGUCUGCUAUCUUGGGCAGCUUGCUGCUUACUGGGGAGGCCAGCAUGCUUAGACAUUUAUUGUCAGGGUUAAAUAUAUGCUCUGGCACCAAGUUCAAAUCUUUCCUCCCCAUUUGUGAGCUGUGGGACUUUAGGCAACUUAUCUAAAUGCUGCUAUGCUAUAGUCUCCCCACCUGUAAAACAGAGGAUGAUACCAGUACCUUCCUCAUAGGGUACAUAAGAUUAAAUAAAUACAAACUUGUACUUAAAAUGUAGCUCUCAAUAAAUGUGCAUUAUGAUUUACAUAAGAAAUAAUAGCAUUUAACAAGUGCAGGUAGAAUUUUAAGUAUCAUGUUAAAAUUAGGAUACGAAAUGCCUCUGCUGACAUUCUUGUUACUCUUUUCUCCACAGUCAAAACCUGAAUCAGAAUAUUUCAAAAGAGAGGAAAUAAAAGUUCAGCUUAAAACUGUUUUGCCCUAAA
This is a messenger RNA of Pongo pygmaeus (Bornean orangutan), 5346 nucleotides long. RefSeq names its product zinc finger and SCAN domain-containing protein 31. Bases 2688 to 3908 code for a protein of 406 amino acids. Gene Ontology annotation, molecular function: RNA polymerase II cis-regulatory region sequence-specific DNA binding; DNA-binding transcription factor activity, RNA polymerase II-specific. Lineage: Eukaryota; Metazoa; Chordata; Mammalia; Primates; Hominidae. Gene Ontology annotation, biological process: regulation of transcription by RNA polymerase II. The transcript has 4 exons. The record is from RefSeq and is a predicted model, not a curated record.